Molecule: messenger RNA, 2063 nt
Organism: Elgaria multicarinata webbii
Lineage: Eukaryota; Metazoa; Chordata; Lepidosauria; Squamata; Anguidae
Gene: ST6GAL2
Product: ST6 beta-galactoside alpha-2,6-sialyltransferase 2
Exons: 6
Coding region: 87-1676 (529 amino acids)
Biological process (GO): sialylation
Cellular component (GO): Golgi apparatus
Molecular function (GO): beta-galactoside alpha-2,6-sialyltransferase activity
Source: RefSeq, a predicted model, not a curated record
GCUUGUGUGGCGAUUUUGAGGAAUUCCUAGAAUGUGGUUUGAUUUUCCUUCACCAGUCCUUUAGAGGAAUUGGCACAGACAUUGCCAUGAAACCCAACUUGAAGCAAUGGAAACAACUAAUGCUGUUUGGAAUAUUUGCAUGGGGCCUCCUCUUCCUAGUUAUCUUCAUCUAUUUCACAGAUAGUAACACCGCCGACGCAGUUCCAAGUUCCUUCUCCUAUAUUGAGACUAAAAGGCUUUUGCCCAUUCAAGGCAAACAGAGAGUUAUCAUGGGAGCAAUACAUGACCCUUCCUUCUCUGAAACAAUGGAUGGGAAUGAGGUGCUUCUCAACAAAGAUGUCUUAGAUUCAUUUAAAUCAGGGACUGGGAGCAUUAAAAAGUGGACUGACCUAGAUGAUGGCUUUGAAAGUGAAGAAGAGUUUUUUCCUUCUCAAUUAAGAGGAAAAUCAAAAAGUGCUUUCUAUCAAAGGGAUGGUGAUUAUUUAUUUGCUGCUGGUCAGCCUCGGUCACAUAGCAGUGUUCAGCGAAUAGUGAAAUUAAUCUCUGCAGAGGGGGAGGAUCAGAAGAGAAAUGCUUUGCAGAAUAAUUGGCUCCCUCAAAGGAAGAUAAAGAAAAGACACGCACAGCAUAGGAGAAGCCAGAUGUUUGAAGAGUCUGAUGAAUGGGAUGGAAUAUAUUCCACAAUGUCAAAAUCUUUCCUUUAUAGGCUUUGGAAAGGGGAUGUCUCCUCCAAGAUGCUGAACCCUCGCCUUCAGAAAGCAAUGAAAGAUUACUUGAAUACCAAUAAGCAUGGGGUGCGGUUCAGAGGAAAGCGAAACUCCAAACUGACUUCAGAACAGCUCUUCUGUGAGCUAAAGGCACGUGUAAACAUCAGAACCAUUGAUGGCAAAGAAGCCCCCUUUUCUGUCCUUGGAUGGGAAAAACAUGUCCCCCAAAUUUCUCUGAGUAAACUAUAUCCACAUGGGUUUGGAAGCUGUGCUGUUGUUAUGUCUGCUGGUGCCAUUCUGAACUCUUCUCUAGGAGAUGAAAUAGAUUCCCAUGAUGCAGUUCUGCGAUUCAAUUCUGCUCCAACACGAGGGUAUGAAAAAGAUGUUGGAAACAAAACUACCAUGCGCAUCAUUAAUUCCCAAAUACUUACUAAUCCUAGCCAUCACUUCAUUGAGAACUCGUUAUAUAAAGAUGUUAUUCUAGUUGCUUGGGAUCCUGCUCCCUAUUCUGCAAAUCUGAAUGUGUGGUAUAAGAAGCCAGACUACAACUUGUUUACUCCCUAUGUACAGCAUCGCAGGAAGAAUCCAAAGCAGCCAUUUUACAUUCUCCAUCCAAAGUUUAUAUGGCAACUCUGGGAUAUCAUUCAGGAGAACACUAAGGAAAAGAUACAACCCAACCCUCCAUCUUCAGGUUUCAUUGGCAUCCUCAUCAUGAUGUCAAUGUGCAGCGAAGUGCACGUAUACGAAUACAUUCCUUCAGUCCGACAAACUGACCUUUGCCACUAUCACGAACUCUACUAUGACGCAGCUUGUACCUUGGGGGCUUACCAUCCACUUCUUUACGAGAAAUUGUUGGUGCAGCGGAUGAACAAAGGCUUCCAAGAUGAUUUGUACCGAAAAGGAAAAGUGAUUUUGCCAGGGUUCAGGUCAGUCAAAUGCCCUGGACAGCAUCGAUUCCCAUACACAUAAGAGAGGAUCUUUUUAGAACAAUGUGCAAUAAGGUGCUACUGUCGUACUUCUAAACAACAAAAAUACUUGAAAAGUGGAUCCUAGACCAACCUAGUCUUGAGUCUAUAAACUGUAACAAAGUAGUAGGCAUGAGGGAAGUUGUUGCUUCUGAGGCCUAAGUAUUUAUUAUUGCUUUGCAGAUAGUGAUUUAAAGGCUUAGCUUUUGAAAGAUGCAAAAUACAGUGAAGGCAAACUACAGUGAGGAGAUGUACAUGGGGUCUGCCGGAAAAUAUCAAACAUUUAUACCACAUGUGCCAGAUUGCGGCCCUUUAGGCGAGGCAUUUCAAUAGCUAAGUCUGACCUGGGCCAGAUCUACACCUUGUGUCAAAUCAUUACGAAUAUGGAAUA